AUGGCCGACCAGCUGCUCGACCGAGUUCGCGACUUCGCCGAAGGGCAGAUUGACUUCGAGGGCCAGAGACUCUGCGAUACCCUGGCAACUGUCCUUCUCUGCGCUGUCGGUGCCAUCACCUUUGUUGUCGGCUACGUCCUGCAGGAUAUUAAGCUUGCAGUCUACAUUGCGCUUGGUGGCACCGUCCUGUCAUUCGUCGCCAUCAUUCCGCCUUGGCCCUUCUUCAACAAGCACCCCGUCAAGUGGCUUCCGGUCGGCGGAGGCGGAAGCAGCAACAACCAGAACAUAAGCAUACCGCAGUCCAUCGUUGUCGAUGAGAAGGCACUUCGUUGA
Molecule: messenger RNA, 333 nt
Organism: Sporothrix brasiliensis 5110
Lineage: Eukaryota; Fungi; Ascomycota; Sordariomycetes; Ophiostomatales; Ophiostomataceae
Product: signal peptidase protein complex subunit 1
Exons: 3
Coding region: 1-333 (110 amino acids)
Biological process (GO): protein targeting to ER
Cellular component (GO): signal peptidase complex; endoplasmic reticulum membrane
Source: RefSeq, a predicted model, not a curated record